Molecule: messenger RNA, 1647 nt
Organism: Schistocerca cancellata (South American locust)
Lineage: Eukaryota; Metazoa; Arthropoda; Insecta; Orthoptera; Acrididae
Product: UDP-glucosyltransferase 2-like
Exons: 6
Coding region: 45-1376 (443 amino acids)
Molecular function (GO): UDP-glycosyltransferase activity
Source: RefSeq, a predicted model, not a curated record
CGCCCACCAGGUUGCUUCCACUGUCGACACAUCGCCUCAGCACGAUGUCGCGGGCCUGGCUGUGGCUGUGGCUGCCUCUGGCGCUGGCGCCCCUGCUGAGUCCGGCGGCCUUGCACGUGUCCGGCGCCCGCAUCCUGGCGGCGGUGCCCCUGCGCUCGGCCAGCCACUUCCGCGUGCUGCAGCCGCUGCUGCGCGCGCUCGCCGACCGCGGCCACCACCUCACCGUCAUCUCGCACUUCCCCCAGCAGCCGCCGCCGCCCAACUACACCGACAUCAGCCUCGACACCGCUGCCACGCAGGGCGGCGCCCCCUCGCCUUACAUGGGGAACCCCGACCACCCGGCCUACAUGGAGAACUUCUUCCUGUCGAUGGUGGCGCCGCUGGGUUUCUGGGAGAGGGCGGCCAACAGUGCAUUCUACCUGCUGAUGAGACUGGCCAACUGGUGGUUGUCGGAGCGAGUGAUCGACGAGGUGGAGCGAGCCGCGCUGGGCACCGCCGUGCCCCCCACCAGCCGUCUGGUCUACAACACCAGCCUCAUGCUCCUCAACAGCCACUUCAGCCUCAACCAGCCCAUACCACUCGUGCCUGCUAUGAUCGAGGUUGGGGGCCUCCACAUACAACAGCCCAAGCCUCUGCCAAAGGAGCUGCAGGAGUUGUUCGACUCGAGCGAGCACGGCGUGGUGUACUUCAGCAUGGGCACGCUGCUGCGCCUCGACGCCCUGCCCCGGGAGCAGCUGCGCGGAAUACUGCGGGCGUUCGCGUCGCUGCCGCAGAAGGUGGUCUGGAAGGCGGAGCGCGCGCUGCUGCCGCCGCUGCCCCCCAACGUUCACACUUCCGACUGGCUGCCGCAAAACGACAUCCUCAACCACCCCAAGACCGUGGCGUUCAUCACACACGGCGGGAUGCUGGGCCUGCAGGAGGCGGUUGCGGCAGGGGUGCCCAUGCUGGUGGUGCCCGUCCUAGGCGACCAGCCGCACAACGCCGCAUCCCUGAGCAGCCGCGGCGUCGCCCUGACUUUGACCGUGCGUCAGCUAACUGAGCACAAUGUGCGUGAUGCCCUGGACAGGCUCGUCAACGACACCAGCUACAGGAAGCGCAUGAAGCAGCUGUCGCAGGUGUUUCGGGACCGCCCCCGGCCGCCGCUGGAGGAGGCGGUGUACUGGGUGGAGUACGUCAUCAGGCACCGGGGGGCGCCGCACCUCAGGUCAGCCGCGGUGGACCUCGCGUGGUACCAGUACCUGCUGCUAGACGUCGCCGCUCUCAUUCUGGCCACAGUACUGCUCGCGCUGGCGUCCGUCUACGCCGGUCUGCGCUGGAUACUCGGACCUCUCUUAGCCGGCAAUCGAGCGCAGCGGAAGAAAAUCAAGAGUAACUGAACAACAGUCAGCUGUGCUAGUGUACGGCCCGACGAAAGUCGCGAUUAAAAUAUCGUGACAGAUGUCAGGUGAAGCCGUACACUUUGAGUGGAAUGUUACUUGCUGGUUAUACGUGUUGCCGCACAGUGCUGAAAUUACGCUUUUUGCAUUGUUUUUAUGAGGGUUGGCCAGAAAGCAAUGCACCGCAUUUUUUCCUUCAACAAUCCUUCAUUGAACAUACAGAGAAAUACACACAUGAAGGGCCGGCCGGAGUGGCCGAGCGGUCCUAGGC